AUGGGUGACGCUGGACCAUCAACGCCUCUACCCGAGGAAGAGCUGGCAGGAAUAGCAGCAUCGAUACAAGAGUAUGACCACGACUCUACCAGAGACGUGCAUGUUCUAGUCACAGGUUUUGGACCCUUCAAGUCCUUCAGUACCAACCCUUCCUGGCUCAUUGCAUCUUCACUAUCCUCAGAGCUUGAUCCAUUACCUCCUUCCGACCAUGUCCCCGAACCUACACCACCGCCUCAGCAACUCGGACUGAUGCAGCGUAAUCCGCUCGCAGCACUUCUAGGUCGAAGAUCACAGCCUGAAGUCCAACCUGUACAGCAACCACUCCGUCCUCCGAACCGGAAGCCCUACCGCAUCCACGUCCAUGCCUAUCCUUCUGCAGUUCGUGUGGCCUACGAUCCUACAUCCGUCUUGAUACCUUCCUUGAUCAGCCCUCUCACUAAUGGUGGGGCAUUCCCUCCAUCUCCUUCACAGCAUCCUCCUCAUGGCAUAAACUUUGACUAUAUCCUACAUAUUGGCCUCGCCUCUGGCCGUGACAGCUACACCCUAGAAACUCAGGCUCACAGAGAUGGUUACGUAAUAUCCGAUGUCGAUGAUCAAACAGGCUAUCUGGCCGGUGAAAAGAUAUGGAAACAGACGAACAUUCCAACACAACUAGAUGUGGGCUGGGAGACAGGAGAUGUGCUCAGGCGCUGGAUCGCUGACUUCGACGAACAAUGGCGCAGACUUGAAGAGGCAGCAGAAGACACCGCAGAUGGGCAACAAGCGCAGAGCGCACCAGGACAAGAAAACAACGCGAAAGACGCAGACAUGAAAGCCGACCACAGAAAUCUUGAGGCUAUAUUCGGCGUACACCCUCAGGACCCAAGCACAGACACAAACACAAAUACAACCCCAACCAUGACCCUUCCACGCAAACCAGUCGUCAAGCUCUCCCGCGACGCAGGCCGCUUCCUCUGCGAAUUUAUACUCAUGUGCAGCCUCGUCUACCGAUACCGAGAAGCACAAAACUACAAGCAAAUACGCGAGAGGAACGAGCAGCAGCAGCAGAACACCGCCCCAAUCACAAAAGACACCUCCUCAACACAACCUGGAUCAACGUCCAUACCUACAAGACACGAUAGAUCCCACGACGAACAUGCUCCUACCGAGAAACUCGGCAAAGUCGCAUUCCUCCACGUCCCUAAUGGCAUCGAACCACAACAUGUCGCAAUCGGUCGUAUAAUCGCUGAGACUGCUAUUCGAGCUAUCGUCGCGAGUUGGGAGGAUGGGUACAGGAAUCCGGCGGUUUAUUCUGCUGUUAGUGUUGGCAUAGGUGGUGAGAAGGAGAACGUGGGAGCGGGUGUUGGUAUCGAUAUUGGUAAUGGUGAUGGUGAUAGUGGGUUUGAGAGUCGAGGGACUGGAGAUGUAGAGGGGGAAAGCAAGCAAGAAGUUUUUGGAUAG
This is a messenger RNA of Lithohypha guttulata, 1440 nucleotides long. RefSeq lists its product as uncharacterized. Bases 1 to 1440 code for a protein of 479 amino acids. The transcript has a single exon. The record is from RefSeq and is a predicted model, not a curated record. NCBI's taxonomy places the organism in Eukaryota, Fungi, Ascomycota, Eurotiomycetes, Chaetothyriales, Trichomeriaceae.